UUUAUGUUAAUAUUUUGUUAGAGUGAAGACACCACGUGAACCUCAAAACAUUUCACAUUCUAUGGCUGACCCUAUCCGAUGGGCCAGAUAUCACUGGCAGCGUCUGGUAUCUGCAGAAGGCCGGGAUGGGAGCAACAGUAGCAGCAACUCAAGUGACAAGUGCUAUCAGUCAACUAAAACCACUGGCAAACAUAGGAUAGUUAUUCCCUGUUUGGGACACUUUAAAGAAGAGUAUGAAAAGGUAUCAAAAUUGUACAUGAAUAACAGAAUACGGACUACAAAGUACACUUUAUUAAACUUCAUACCACGGAACUUGUUUGAACAGUUUCACAGAGCUGCCAAUUUGUAUUUCCUGUUUUUAGUUGUCCUAAACUGGGUCCCACUGGUGGAAGCCUUCCAGAAAGAAAUUACAAUGCUACCUCUAGUUGUGGUUCUCACAAUUAUUGCUGUAAAGGAUGGCAUUGAGGAUUACUCAAAAUACAAGUUAGAUAAACAGAUAAACAAUUUAUUAACAAAAGUAUACAGUAGGAAAGAAAAGAAAUACAUAGAUCAGUGCUGGAAAGAUGUUAAUGUUGGGGACUUCAUUCGACUUUCAUGUAAUGAAAUAAUUCCUGCUGAUAUGGUGCUGUUAUAUUCUACUGAUCCAGACGGGAUCUGUCACAUCGAAACAGCAGGACUUGAUGGAGAGACCAAUCUAAAGCAGAGGCAGGUGGUGAGAGGAUUUGCAGAGCAGGUCUCUGAAAUUGAUCCAGAAAAAUUUUCAAGUAGAAUAGAGUGCGAAAGUCCCAGCAAUGACCUCAGUAGAUUCCGAGGCUUUGUUGAACAUUCAAACAAGGAGAGAGUGGGCCUCAGUAAAGAAAACUUGAUAAUGCGAGGAUGCACAAUCAGAAACACAGAAGCUGUUGUGGGCAUUGUGGUGUAUGCAGGUCAUGAAACCAAAGCAAUGCUAAACAACAGUGGCCCUCGUUACAAACGCAGUAAAUUGGAAAGGAGGCUGAAUACUGAUAUCCUUUGGUGUGUUCUUCUUCUAAUUUUGAUGUGUUUAAUUGGUGCUUUGGGUCAUGGACUUUGGUUAAGUCGCUAUUCAGAGAUGCCUUUUUUUAACAUUCCUGAGCCAGAUGGAAAAUCAACUCCACCAGCAUUGGCAGGAUUCUAUAUGUUUUGGACAAUGAUCAUCUUAUUACAGGUUUUGAUCCCUAUUUCUUUAUAUGUUUCCAUUGAAAUUGUCAAAUUGGGGCAGAUCUAUUUAAUUCAGAAUGAUACUGAUUUUUACCAUGAGAAAAUGGAUUCCACUAUUCAGUGUCGAGCACUGAAUAUUGCUGAAGACCUUGGGCAAAUCCAGUACAUCUUCUCUGACAAGACUGGAACCCUCACUGAAAACAAAAUGGUUUUCCGAAGAUGCAGCAUUGCAGGACAUGAAUACUGCCAUGAGGAAAACACCAAGAGGCUGGAAUCCUAUCAAGAGGCUGAUUUAGAAGGUGAGGAUUUAGCAGAUGCUCUGUGUAGCUCCUUGAGCCUCAUGCCAAAACAGAAGGAGCACAGCUGCAGGACAGCGAAUGAGCCUUUGAACAGCAAGUCUUUGAAUCAGGCAGCUGCUGGCUGUUCUGCCUCAGGAGGGGAAGAUGGAGCCAGUGACAUUCCACGCUCAAGACAUGUAGCUUUCAGCAGCCCUAUUGAGACUGAUGUGGUACCGGACACACAGCUCUUGGAGAAAUUCAAUCACAUUUCCUUUCAUUCCUUUGAACAAUCAGAAGAAAUUGAUAGAGAGCAGUCUUUGGAGACAAUGUAUAUCACUGACUUCUUUCUGGCUCUGGCAAUCUGUAAUACUGUAGUAGUUUCAUCCCCUAACCAACCACGUCAAAAGAUGAGACUUGCUCCCUUAGGUAGAAUUCCUAUUAAAUCCCUUGAGGAAAUAAAACAGAUGUUCCAGAGAUUAUCCGUCCGAAGACUAAGCUCAUCACCACUUCCAAGUGCAAAAGAAUCCUCCUUCCCCGAGAGCUCUAAUACUUUUGUGGGCAAACUUUCUAUUUUCAGAGUGAAGCUGGCUUCACCUGCUGCUGAGGGGGUUACCCAAAUGGCUAACGUACCCCAGACUGCUGAUAGGCAGCAAAGCCCCAAAGUACCUCCCCCUGGAGAACAAGAUUCAGUAGAUGUAGCUGCAGGCAGCAAAACCUGUGAUCCUGAACCAUAUCUUGAACAAUGUCCUAUAACUAUGCUCCGCUACGAGGCUGAAAGCCCAGAUGAAGCUGCAAUGGUUUAUGCUGCCAGAGCUUACAAAUGCACUUUACAGACAAGGACUCCUGAUCAAGUUACUGUGGAUCUGGGUGCUUUAGGCUCUUUAACAUUUCAACUUUUGCACAUUCUGCCUUUUGAUUCAGUGCGAAAAAGAAUGUCUGUAGUUGUUAGACAUCCUCUCUCCAACAAAGUGGUGAUAUACACAAAAGGAGCAGACUCAGUCAUCAUGGACUUGUGCAGCAUCCCAACAGAUGUUCAUAGUUCUAAAAUAAAACAAAAGAAAAUUAAGGCAAGAACUCAGAAACAUUUAGAUGAUUAUGCCAGAAGAGGACUGCGCACGUUGUGUAUAGCUAAGAGGGUGAUGAGUGAUGAAGAGUAUGCAGAAUGGUUAAAUAGCCAUUUUUUAGCAGAAACCAGUAUUGACAACAGGGAAGAGCUUCUGCUUGAAUCUGCCACAAGGUUGGAGACCAAAUUAACACUCCUUGGUGCCACGGGUAUUGAAGAUCGCCUGCAGGAGGGUGUUCCUGACACUAUAGAAGCGUUACGAAAAGCAGGAAUAAAAAUCUGGAUGCUGACAGGGGAUAAAAAAGAGACAGCUGUCAAUAUAGCAUAUGCUUGCAGAUUAUUGGAACCAGAUGACAAAGUCUUCACCCUCAAAUCACAAAAUAGAGAUGCCUGCACAUUGUUGAUGAACAGUAUUUUAGAAGCUAUUCAAAAAAGCAUUGAUGCCAAAAACAAUCACUGUCCCAAACUUGCAAGUGCAUCUUCAGGAACCUCCACUCCAACUGCAGAGUUCAGUGCUGGCCUAGUAAUUGACGGAAAGACUUUGGAAUACACACUGCAUGAGAGUCUGCAGAAUAUUUUCCUGGAGCUCACAGGAAAGUGUCGAGCUGUUGUCUGUUGUCGAGUGACACCCCUACAAAAAAGUGAAGUGGUCAGACUCGUGCGAAACAAUCUGAAAGUGAUGACAUUAGCUGUUGGUGAUGGUGCCAAUGAUGUCAGUAUGAUCCAAACGGCUGAUACUGGAGUAGGAGUCUCUGGCCAAGAAGGCAUGCAGGCUGUAAUGGCAAGCGAUUUUGCAAUUUCCCAAUUCAAGCACCUCAGGAAGCUGUUGCUUGUCCACGGUCACUGGUGCUACACCAGGCUGGCCAACAUGAUCCUUUACUUUUUCUACAAGAAUGUGGCCUACGUGAACCUACUGUUCUGGUACCAAUUCUUCUGUGGGUUUUCCGGAACAUCAAUGACUGACUAUUGGAUUUUAAUUUUCUUCAACCUCCUCUUCACUUCUGUGCCACCCAUCAUUUAUGGCAUUCUGGAUAAAGAUGUCUCUGCAGAGCUCCUCAUGCAGCUGCCACAGCUUUAUCUGACUGGUCAAAACUCUAUGGCCUACUCACCUUUAACUUUCUGGAUCACCUUGCUGGAUGCCUUUUACCAGAGUAUGGUUUGCUUUUUUGUGCCUUACUUUGCUUAUUGUGGUUCAGACAUAGACAUCUUUUCUUUUGGAAACCCUCUAAAUUUAGCAGCUCUCUUCAUAAUAUUGCUUCACCUCCUAAUUGAAAGUAAGACUUUGACUUGGAUACAUGUGACUGUUAUAGUUGGUAGCAUCUUAUUUUACUUUAUCUUUGCACUGACUUUUGGAGCAGCCUGCAAAACCUGCAAUCCACCAUCAAAUCCCUAUUGGAUCAUGCAGAAACACAUGACAGACCCAGUGUUUUAUCUUAUCUGCGUCCUUGCUACUUGUAUUGCUCUGAUGCCCAGGUAUUUGUUCAGAGUUCUCCAAGGGACGUUGUUUCCUUCUCCGGUACUGAGAGCCAAGCACCUUGACAGACUGACACCUGAGGAGCAGAGGGAAGCAAUUAAACAAUGGAAAGAUGACUGCUUUGUGGCUCAUAGAGUUGAUUUCCAGGGGACUUCUUUGCGUUCCAGCUCUGUGGAAGAUGCUGCAUCAGAGAAAAGGCAACACCAACAUGUCAGACAUGUUGCCAAUGCCUAAGACACCUUUUUCAGACCAGUCCAAGAGACAGUUUACAAAGGAGGCUUGUUUCCUAUCAGGUAUUCAGGAUAAGCCUGGGGACAGCUUGAAUUGCAAGCAAGCUGCACUUUUGAACUACUAAAAGGAAACCUAUUCAGAAGCAUUCAGAGCUAAUAAUGCCUGUGCCGGAGCUCUGGAGUUUAGUUUGGAAGAUAGCAACACUGAAAUUCCUCUAACCAAAGCAGGUGCGACUUCUGCUUUGUGUGAACAGGAUGUUGGAACAGAUCCUGCAAAGCCAGACUGUUAACAAUUUAAGAAUCCAAGAAUAAUAACAGUUGUGUUUUGCACU
This is a messenger RNA of Gavialis gangeticus (Gharial), 4556 nucleotides long. It is a transcript of the gene ATP10D, whose product is annotated as ATPase phospholipid transporting 10D (putative). The record is from RefSeq and is a predicted model, not a curated record. Gene Ontology annotation, biological process: phospholipid translocation. The transcript is spliced from 22 exons. The coding region runs from base 62 to 4228 and encodes 1388 amino acids. Gene Ontology annotation, molecular function: ATP hydrolysis activity; ATP binding; ATPase-coupled intramembrane lipid carrier activity. Gene Ontology annotation, cellular component: plasma membrane. Lineage: Eukaryota; Metazoa; Chordata; Crocodylia; Gavialidae.